UUCAACAUCUUACGCUUGUUUCAAUUGGUCUACUUUUCAUUAUUUCAAUGAUAUCCAAUCGAUAUGGACAAUCUUUCGAUUUCUCGGAAAAAAUAGGACAGUCAUUUUAAUUGGUUUUCAUCAUUUUAGUUCAACAAAAAAACGCGAAAGAUUGCGUUGAUAUUUUUUCUUGUUUGCCUUGCACAAACGUACAAGUUUCCUACCUUAAAAGUAUGGAAGAAAAGCCUAUUAAAGAAAGAUUGAGAGGCAAUAGUAAGUCGGUUCCCUCCAAAGGCAGUGAAGAAGGAAGUCAUGUCGAACCUAAAACUUUGGAGAAUCAGGAAAAGUCGUCUACAACUGGCAUAGUUAUUCCGUCGGUUCCCUCCAAAGGUAGUGAAGAAGGAAGUCAUGUCGAACCUAAAACUUUGGAGAAUCAGGAAAAGUCGUCUACAACUGGCAUAUUACACGGGGAAGUUAUUCCGUCGGUUCCCUCCAAAGGUAGUGAAGAAGGAAGUCAUGUCGAGCAUAAACCUUUGGAGACUCAGGAGGAAUCGUCUAACACUGACAUGCAUGGCGAAGGAACAAGAUUGAAAGGCAAUGAUAAGGCGAUCCUAUUGUCGGUGAAAGGUAGUCAAGAAGAAAAUCAUGAAUUUCCUAAAAACGAGGAUAUCCAAGAUGAACACUCAGGUGCUCCUCAAGGUAGUGAAGAAGGAAGUCAUUUCAAGCCUAAAACUUUGGAUACACAGGAAAAGAUGUCUACCAACACUGACCUGCAUUGCGAAGAAACAAGAUUGAGAGGCAAUGAUAAGACGAUUCCGUCGUCGUUAGAGGACAUCCAAGAUGAACGCUCAGGUGGUCGACACUCAGUAAGCUUAUUUCUCUAUGUCACUUUGGCGACUUCAGUUGUGGUMUUAGGUGUUUUUGUUUCCUAUUAUUUCCUGGACAAGUCCACUACAGAUACCAAGUUCGACUACCCAAAAAUAUUUGAAAAUAGAACGAAAGAAAUGCAAAAACUCUUYCCCAACCAAACAAAGCGAUUUUGGAGAAUCUUGAAGAGUCACAGUUUGRCACACCUAAGAAACAAGAACCCUGACCAGCCAUUGGUGAUUUUAUUGGGUGCCCCACCUUCUGCUCAUGCUGUGGUUGACUGUCUGGCCAAAACACUUACCUGGUGCCUUGACCCAAAUGUUAGUCCAUCCAACUAUAUAGAUGGAAGUAAAUACAGCAAGAAAGAUGGCGACGACACAAAGAAGAUUCUAGAUGAUAAAUUGACAGAUAUAUUUGAGAAWGGUGCCCGAGCCACUUUGAUCAUGCAUCUUGAAAAACUCCCACCAACAUCACCAUUGCUGUUUUAUAAGUACUGUGAUAAUGACGAGGCUCCAUAUAAACAUGCUGGUAUAAUAUUCACUGUAYAUCUACCCCAUGAGCCAAGUGGUUCACAAAGUGMAGUURAAGCAGAGGGAUCCAUUGAAAAAUUUCUAUCCAAUGUUGCWUGGAGUCAAUAUYCUUAUGAUCGUGACUCUGUUUUGGGUCUUUUAAGCCGUGUUGCAGACACUGUUGCACUAGUUAGCCAUGAAUCUGAUGUGGUGGUUCAGACAGUCUGUGAUGAUGUACAAAAAUAACAGAUUUUUAAGCACCCUUCUCAGUAGAAGAGGAUAAUAUUACAAGAAAAUCUCCUCUGACCUUAUAAUCAUCUAUUGUAGCCUACUCGGCAGGCAACUCCUUUGAUUUUUAAUUAGUCUACUUAGAUUGGGGUUCCUCUGAUUCUCUCAGGAAAGAUCAAUGAAACUGCCUCUCUUCACCUUUUCUUCCAAAGGAACCCCAAUAGUAGAAUGAAAACCGGGAUAAAAGGAGUAGACUGCACCAGGGGAGAGGUUGAGGGUAUAUUUUACUUCAUUAGCUUUGAUUGAUUUCAUUGAUUUGACAAAGGUGGGGAUUUUAAAUAUUUUUUAACAAUAUUAAUUUGCCCCUCCCCUCCCCCUUAAUUCAAUUGAGUUAAUAGCUGGUGCAUUGAUUAUGGAAUAUAUACUUGCUAAUAAAACCAUGUUUUUCAGUCUUCUCUUGUUAAGCUUAUAUGCAUGACAAUUCAAUGGAAGCCACUCUGUAAAGUUGUGAAUUUAUUAUAAUUUAUAACCCCCCAAAAUAGUUGAAAAUGACUUCCAGAAAAUUCAAGUACGGAAUACAAAAUAACAACAAAAAUAUAGCUGUUGCAGUUUAUACAAAAUAUGAAAAAUCCUAAGUCUUAUGUCAAAUGUAUCAAUUAAGUGAAAUAAAUGUUAAUAUAAAAAUUAGGUAAAACCUAAUAGCGGAGCUCCCAAAAGAUAUGCAUGUUGGAUGAAGAUGUGAUGCAAGACACAUUGGUCAGAUUUUGAGUACAUGU
Molecule: messenger RNA, 2359 nt
Organism: Exaiptasia diaphana
Lineage: Eukaryota; Metazoa; Cnidaria; Anthozoa; Actiniaria; Aiptasiidae
Product: torsin-1A-interacting protein 2
Exons: 2
Coding region: 213-1601 (462 amino acids)
Biological process (GO): membrane organization
Cellular component (GO): membrane
Molecular function (GO): ATPase activator activity
Source: RefSeq, a predicted model, not a curated record